CUGCAUCACUUAUAUAACCGAAUAAAAGUAUAUCUACUCUUCUUAUAUCCCCACAUAGCAACUCCUGCCUACAAGACAGAGCUUACUUUCAUCCGACCAGUCGAGGUGAGCCUAAAAAAGGCUGAUGAGGAGCAGAUCGUCGAAUUCGAGGCUCAGAUUCUGGCCGAUGUUCAGCCAAUUCAAGUGACCUGGAUGGUGGGUGAUAGGGAAUUGGUGCAGUCGGAUCGUGUUGAGAUGACGUACCUGGAGGACACCGGAGUGGCACGUCUUGUGAUCCGCAAAGCCAGCCAACCAGACUCUGGCCAGUAUACCUGCAUGGCUACGGGAGAGGUGGUGGAGCCGACGACGGGAAGGCGUCUCUCGAGGACGAUCACUUCUAGCGCCACUGUUCUAGUUGAAGGUACCGCAUUCGCAGAAAAUUUAUUUUUCCAUUAUUUUCGUCUAUUUUUUCCAAAUAUGCCAUAA
Protopolystoma xenopodis is the source of this 465-nucleotide messenger RNA. The record is from the annotation of a GenBank genome assembly. NCBI's taxonomy places the organism in Eukaryota, Metazoa, Platyhelminthes, Monogenea, Polystomatidea, Polystomatidae.